Zea mays is the source of this 1065-nucleotide messenger RNA. Its product is annotated as MOB kinase activator-like 1B. NCBI's taxonomy places the organism in Eukaryota, Viridiplantae, Streptophyta, Magnoliopsida, Poales, Poaceae. The coding region runs from base 121 to 768 and encodes 215 amino acids. The record is from RefSeq and is marked provisional. The transcript has 7 exons.
CUGACGCUGCGUGCGCCAAAAGCAGCACUGCAGCAGCAGGUCCAGCCGUCGCCCCCACUUCCCACCACUGCCACGCGCGCGCCGGAUCGAGGGAGGGCACGCAGACGCGGAGGAGGGAGGAUGAGUCUCUUCGGGCUUGGACGGAACCAGAAGACAUUCCGCCCCAAGAAGAGCGCUCCAUCAGGCAGCAAGGGAGCACAGCUCCGUAAGCACAUAGAUGCCACUCUCGGCAGUGGAAACCUUAGGGAAGCUGUGAGGUUGCCUCCUGGAGAGGAUAUCAAUGAAUGGCUUGCUGUGAAUACCGUGGAUUUCUUUAACCAAGUUAAUAUGCUGUAUGGCACGCUCACAGAAUUCUGCACACCUGAGAGCUGCCCAACAAUGACAGCUGGCCCAAAGUAUGAGUACAGAUGGGCUGAUGGUGUGCAGAUAAAGAAACCCAUAGAGGUAUCAGCACCAAAAUAUAUGGAGUAUCUGAUGGAUUGGAUUGAAGGCCAGCUUGACGAUGAAUCCAUAUUUCCUCAAAAACUUGGCACACCAUUCCCACCAAACUUCAAGGAAGUAGUGAAGACGAUAUUCAAGCGCUUGUUUCGUGUUUAUGCCCACAUAUACCACUCGCAUUUCCAGAAGAUUGUUAGCCUUAAAGAGGAGGCCCAUCUCAAUACCUGUUUCAAGCACUUCAUUCUGUUUACAAAUGAGUUUGGCCUGAUUGACAAGAAGGAGCUGGCUCCACUCCAGGAGCUCAUUGAAUCCAUCAUCGUUCCUUACUGAGACUACGGUGUAGUAAACGUGGAUAUAGAGCUCUCAGUGCAGAUGGCUGUGAAGUGUCCAUCCGUGACAGAACUUCACUGCAUAGAGCUAUAUGUGCAUGUACCUGUGUGUUUCUAAAUGAUCAUGUAUUGGCCAUGUAAGUGUGCCUGUUAUCAGUUAUAGAAGGGUGAUGAUGAUCAUGUACUGCAAAAAGAGAAAGCACAAGAAUGUGUUGGAUUGAUGUAUGCAGUGUUUAUUUUCCUCCUGGUUGUGGAACCGUCAGUUUGUCUGCUUAUUGCUAGACAUUCUCUCCGUUCU